GCUGCUCAUUUACUUUUUUUUAUUUAUAAACGAAAAAGGCACUAUCUCCUGAUGAUACUGAUCAUCCACGUGUUGCUAAUGUUGUUAAGUAUAGGUAGGACUUUAGGAGUAAUUAAUCCGAACAAAUAAUGCAUGCUUAGUCAGCUUGGAGUACUUAACUCGGUUUUGUCCAGCAACAGGUGAGCCACUGAACAGCUGCAAACGCCUCCUCUCCUAUAAACUCCUCACAGUGCACAGCCCACAACGUCAUCGUGUUCGUCCUUAGCUUAGCUAGGACUAGGAGUAGUAGCUACCUAGCUGAAGCUUAGCUGCCUAGUGGGGAGUAGCUUAGCUUAGCUAGCUAGCUAGCUAUAGGCGAGAUGCUGGGCUGCUUCUCCCGGCUGCGGCGGCCGGCGUCGGCGGGGGCGGCGCCGGCGCCCAUGGCGCAGUCUGACGACGCGUCGACGUCGACCUCGGCUGGCGGCGGCGGCGGCUGCACCGCGGAGACCUCGCCGUGCUCCUCGUCCUCCUCGCUCCGGUGCAAGAACUCGGGCGGCGUCGGCGGUGAAGACGACGACGAUGGUGUCGGCGGCGGCGGCGCCGUCGUCGCUGAGAACGCCUCGGCGCUGUCCGACUCCGGGCUGUCGUCGGCCAUCGCGUCGCGCCGGUUCUUCCUCUCCUCGCCCGGCAGGUCCAACUCCAUCGUCGACUCGUCGGCGCACGGCGCCGCCGUCGGCGUGGGCGCGGCCGGGGUGGCGGUGCCGACGUACUCGCCGGACCCGCACGCCGACUUCCUCAGGUCGAUGGAGGAGAUGGUGGCGGCGCUGCGGCUGGACGCGCGCCGCCGCGGCGACAGGGCGCGGCUCCACGAGCUGCUCCUCUGCUACCUCGCGCUCAACGACCGGCGCGCCCACAAGUACGUCGUCAGCGCCUUCACCGACCUCCUCCUCCGCAUCACCGCCGCCGCCAACCUCGACGACGGCGAGCCGCCGCGCCAUGGCCGCCACCUGCACGAGUCACAUUGAACCCUUUUGCUUUCUUGAUUUCUUAAUUCUCUUCCAUUUUUUUGAUUUUUUUUUGGGUCUCACUUUUCUAUUUGAAUUGCUGCGUACGAACAGAUUUUUGGUACGAGAUUCUUCGAACGAUCGACUGAAAAUCUCGUUGCAUGCAAAAUCGCAAGCAAAAUGUUUUGUACUCUAAAAUGUCGGGGUCGUCUAGCUAGCUGUAAAUAUGUCUGGAAAUUUCGUACCAAAGUUCAGUUCGUAUGCAAAAGCUUUUCACUUUUUCUAAGGCGUGAGCGUGUUGGUGAAGACAGUAUGAUAUCGGCUUCCCCAAAUGUGCUGCUUUGUGUUUGCCUUUUUGGCCAUCUUUGUGAGUCAUCUUUUCACUGUUUCGCUCAUUUCAUCUUUCCUGCUCUCUCUCUCUGCUGGUUAUCUGAACUUCCUACUAAUUAUAAGGCUGAAUUUGUUGUUGUGUGGUUGAUGUUGUAAUAAGCUGUACUAACCAUUAUGAUUGCUACUAGUACUAAAUAUUUGGGAUGUGUAUGUACAAUCUUAUUGGCUUUCCAUCACAAUCUCUGCCACUAAUUGUAUAUGUCUUCAGAGAAUUCAGCAUUCUGUUUACUUCUUACCUGUCCUUAUCAGUGUUAACACAAGUUGUAAACUACCCUGUAAACGAGGUCUCUUCCCUUGAGAGGAGUGAGGUCCUCUUUGGAUCCAGCCACAGUUGGCAAUAAUAAAAGCAGGUGCCGUGCAAAACAGAAAA
Molecule: messenger RNA, 1743 nt
Organism: Oryza sativa Japonica Group (Japanese rice)
Lineage: Eukaryota; Viridiplantae; Streptophyta; Magnoliopsida; Poales; Poaceae
Product: transcription repressor OFP12
Biological process (GO): negative regulation of DNA-templated transcription
Source: RefSeq, a predicted model, not a curated record